AUGCUCCAUGCCAUGGGCUAUCCCGAAAUGACCAUGGACGAGCUAAGAGAAUACGCCAGCGCCAAAACACCAGAUAUCAACUGUCAAUGGGAGGCAGCUCUGUGCCAUGGCCAUGCAGAGAUCGAAGUUCCAGGCGUAGAGGUCACCACUGGUCCGUUGGGCCAGGACGGCUGUCUUCAAGGAGGUGUGGCCCAGGAGGAAAUGGCAAUUGCCGAUCAUCUGGGCCUCGACAACUGGAUUCCCUGUUACGAUAAUAACCAAGUGGCCUGCGACAGCCCUUUAUCGUGGACUGUUUCCAAAAACAUGAAUGCCAAAAUGCGUGCCCUGGGGUGGAAUGUUAUCGAUGUCUGGGACGGCGAUAAUGCGGUCGAAGAGAUUCUAGCUGCCAUGCGACUGGUUCAGAUGAAUACCCCCAAGAACCCAACCUUCACGAGGAUGCUGCUCGACUCGCCAAUGGCGAUGCAGACUCCGUCUCCCAUUGCUUAUCCCAGCAAACAAAGGACUUCAUCUUAA
Messenger RNA from Aspergillus pseudonomiae, 513 nucleotides. RefSeq names its product thiamine diphosphate-binding protein. Gene Ontology annotation, cellular component: cytosol. Lineage: Eukaryota; Fungi; Ascomycota; Eurotiomycetes; Eurotiales; Aspergillaceae. Gene Ontology annotation, molecular function: transketolase activity. Gene Ontology annotation, biological process: pentose-phosphate shunt. The record is from RefSeq and is a predicted model, not a curated record. The transcript has 2 exons. The coding region runs from base 1 to 513 and encodes 170 amino acids.